CGGCCAAGCCGAGGUUUUCAAAAACUCCGGCUUCCCUCAUUUAUGCCCAAAGUUGGCCAGUUCCCUCCUCAAAUUCGUGUUUUCAACAUUCGCCCGUAAAAUCUAGCAGCAACAGCGUCAAUAAUUCUCCGUGGAUUUGCAAGCCAAAGCAAAACAUAACGAGGCCUAAAAAAUUCGCAGUCAAGGCUCAUUCCUGGGCAAGUUGUAUGUUGAGCAAUAACUAUCCUGGAUGGACUGAAAAUGAUGAAUAUUUUACACUUGAUAUGGCCAAGGAAUUUAAAUUAACAUUGCAAAUGUUUAAAGAGCUCACAAAGCAGGUAGAAGAGGUGGAUGAACAGCUCAAUUCUGGUAAAAAAGCUUACUCAUUCAAGCAUUACUAUAGGAAUAGGGACAAAGGAAGAUUAAGAACUUACACACCUGAGAUUCCAAUGACAAAUGAAGACUAUCAACCAUGUAAUAAUCUUGGCAUUAAGAGCGAGCAAUGGCAACCAGGAAUUAGAAAAUCCAGAAAAACAGAAAAACCUUCUAAAUCAAAGUUAGAAAAUCGGCCUCGUACAUCAUCAAGUAACCUUAAAAAAACAAACCACAACAGUUGGAAAGUGCAAUCAUCAUUUCAUGAUGAAAAUGAAGGCACCAAUCAGAUUCUGGAAUCUAGAAGUGAAGAUCUCCAAACAAACUUGCCAGUCCCAUGUGGUUUGAAUUUGCAUUAUAGUGAUGAUGACAAUUUUUGGUCUGGUUGUCUUGGGUUCAGUGAUGAAGAUAACCACAUUGGCUUGGGAUAUAUCGAUCCAGUUCCUGGUGCCUGGGAAGAGAUGAAAUUGGAAGAGCUGGAAACAGAAUAUUGCUCUGAAGAGGAAGAAAGUGAUCCUUUCAUGUUACGGCUCUUGCGAAUCCGUCGUUCAGAAGUGGAAACUGUCGAGCAGGAAAAAAGAAGUGAUGGUACCAGUAAUCCUAACUUGGUUCCAUGUGUAGAAAGUGGAAUAAAUAAGAUUGUCAUCUACCAACAAAGGCAAGAAGUCAACCACUGCUAAAAGAACAAAUUCAAAAACCAAUGGGGCUGUUGAAAAUUUGGAGAAAAACUCACAAAGGGUCUUGAAAAAAUCUGACAAUCAUGACAAGAAGAAGGAUAUGAAAAUUUUAGGUACAGAUAAAAUAGAUUUUUGUAAAGACAUUGAAAAGGAUAGAAAGCAACCACAGAAACAACAUGGUGAAAGAAAAAAGGAAUGCAAGUCAGCCAGAGGAAAAAGACGUGUUCAAAGUUGCAAGGCAAGACCCAUGAGCUAUUCAUCGUCAAUUACUUAUGAUAUUCUAGAGCUCGCCACAACCUUUGACCCACCAUGCAAAGAACGCAUAAAGUUGAACCACAGGCCAGUUACAGCAAAGUCAGCAAGGUCUAAGGGCAUGAUACCUGGUAAAACCUGGACUUCCCAGAGAAAAUUCUCUCUAACUGCUGGUCAGAGUCUACAGAGUUUGCCAUCUGAUGGUGGUGAUACAGUUAUAAAUAAAUCCAGAAACUCCAGUGCUAAGGGAUCUAGUAAGACUAAGAGAAAAAGUAAACGAUGUAGCAGUUCAAAAGUUUAAAUUUUUAUAUUUGUUAUAUGAUUACAAAAAUUUUGGGAUUUUCUAACAAAAUUAAGUUAUCAGUUGUUUGGUAUUUUGACUGGCAUUUUUUUGACUCCAUUCAUAAAAGCCCCUUGACAUGUUGACCAAAAAGCCUUAAGGGUCAAAAUGAAUGUUUUUUUAAUAGUUCUGGGAUGAUUUAGUUCAUUUAGGAAAUCUGUUGUCCACCAUACAAGUUUCUUGC
Messenger RNA from Dendronephthya gigantea, 1804 nucleotides. RefSeq lists its product as uncharacterized. The record is from RefSeq and is a predicted model, not a curated record. The transcript is spliced from 7 exons. Lineage: Eukaryota; Metazoa; Cnidaria; Anthozoa; Malacalcyonacea; Nephtheidae. Bases 207 to 1031 code for a protein of 274 amino acids.